Molecule: messenger RNA, 528 nt
Organism: Limulus polyphemus (Atlantic horseshoe crab)
Lineage: Eukaryota; Metazoa; Arthropoda; Merostomata; Xiphosura; Limulidae
Exons: 4
Source: RefSeq, a predicted model, not a curated record
CUAAAACUUGUAGAACAUCUCUGACAUUGUUGGACAAGUAUAAUAUUCAUACUAGGGCAUCUGGUUCUUUAAAACAACAUUCUUAUUCAUUGAGCAGUGUCCAAAACGAAGACUUAGAGAAAGAUGUUAUGGAUGCUUUCCGUGGAGUUUAUGGAAACAAUUUUAAAAGAGCAUUGGUAGAGAGUUGUAAUUCAGAUGGAAGUAAAAUUCAAUGUAAUAUUUCACUUAUGUUUAAUAAAACUGAGUCUACAGAUCGUUUGAAAGUUAACUAUACCUGUUUAUCAUCUGAUGAUGAUGAUAAUGGGUAUUGUCUCAUCCCACCAAAACUAGUUGUGGAGAAGGAAAGCUUGAAAAAAGUUGAAUUUACAGUAAUUGAAUCCGAUAAUAAAUGCUCCUUGGAAUCAUUAUGUAGUCCUCGAAAUGACUGCAUAAUGAAGGGUCCAAAAUUUCAUUGUGAAUGUAAGAAAGGAUAUUCAUCUAUUUACAUACAGGAGUAUUCUGAUAUAGGAACAGAGGACAUCUGUGUUG